This is a messenger RNA of Mesorhabditis belari, 600 nucleotides long. NCBI's taxonomy places the organism in Eukaryota, Metazoa, Nematoda, Chromadorea, Rhabditida, Rhabditidae. The record is from the annotation of a GenBank genome assembly.
AUGUCUUAUGAUGACAUUAAUCGACCAGUCAUCGCACCACAUCGAGGCUUUAACGCAAAAGCUCGUGAAGUCUUGCUCGAUCCACCAAUGAAAGGUUUCACGGGAAUGCCGACGAAGAGCAACUCGGAUUUCGAUUUGUUGAGCAGAAAACUCAAGGGACAAUCAUUUGGAUUUCGAGGGAGGAAGUCAGGGUUGAUAAAAAGUACGUCGGCGAGCACCCCGAAAACCCAAUCAAGCAACUCGUCGGUUGGCGAUCCAAAAGAUAAAGUCGAAUUCGAUGGAAUUGGUGAACCACCGAAAGUUGCCAAGAGUCAAACACAUAAAUUGAUCGGUGAAAUCGGGAAAACUCGGUCGGCUAGUGAUGUUUUUCGGGCAAAUGGGCACUACGUUGACAAGAAGCUCUUUCGAACAUUUCAACAGGACAACGUAAUGAGGAUGCCGAGUAUGGACUCGGAUCUCGAAUCGAUCGGAGCCUAUCGUAGCCUAACUGGCGAUGAUGCAGUCUCACCCCAUCCCGGCGAUUUACCUGGAUCGAAAGCUCAACGCACUGAGAUGGAGGAGAAGAGAAAAACGGUGAAAUCGUGGCUGGAUAAAGUCGAA